AUGUCCAGCAGUAAACAACCCGAAUAUGAUGAAAGUGUUGCUUCAACGGAUAUCAUAAACCAAAUGGCAGUGCCUCUCCCAAUUGUUUAUGAAGAACAGGCAAAGGAUUUGAUCAAGAAUUGCACAAAAAGUCCAUUUGGAAGAGGUGAAGCAACUAUUUAUGAUGAUAAUGUCAGAAAGUCCUGGCAACUGGAACCUGAUAAGUUUCGAAUUACCAAUCCAAAAUGGGAUCACUUAAUAGAAAAACUAGUGAACGAUUACAUCCAGAAGGAAUUGGGAAUUGGAACAGAAAAAACAAUUAGUUUUUCACUUUACAAGGUGUUGUUGUAUGAGCAAGGAGGUUUCUUUGAUUUUCACAGAGACACUGAGAAGGAAGAUGGAAUGAUUGCAACAUUGGUCGUUCAGUUGCCUAGUCAUUUCUCAGGAGGUGAAGUAACUGUGAGACAAAAUGAAAGAGAAAAGAAAUUUGAGUGCAACGAAGAUUCAACCUUCAGUGCAUAUUAUGUGAGCUUUUACUGUGAUUGUCCACAUAGGGUUGAACCAGUGACUUCUGGAUACAGAUUGGCUUUAAUUUAUAAUUUGAAAUAUUCUGGAUCUGACAAGAUUUCCAUUAUCGACAACAACAGUCAAGUUCUGAAUCUUGAGAAGAUUAUAAAUUAUUGGUUGAAGGCACCAAUGUAUUCAAAACUAUGCUACAUCCUUCAGCACAAGUAUUCAAAGGCAGGAUUGAGUCCGACCUUUUUGAAAGGAAAAGAUGAAGCUGCUUAUCAACUAUUGAAACAACUUUGUUCUGUUGAUUUAUAUUUUGGAAUUUUGGAAAAACAAGAAAGUUCAUGUGGGAAUAGCGAAUAUGAUAUUGAUGAGACCAGAUUUGAGUACAAAGCGAACAUCUUUUUAAGCAGAACAAAGAAACAAUGUGUAAAAUUGGUUGAGGAGGAAAUAUUUCCUGGAACUUUGAGAAGGUCAAUGCCAAUGACUUCCCGCGAUAUAUUUAGAAUAUGGAAAGGAGGAGGUCUUAAUGAGCGAUUCAACAAGGACACUAUUCCAAAGCUGAUAAAACACCAUGGUUCUGAACAUUUCAUACCUUUAUUUGAAAAAUAUACCCAAAAAUGUUUAAUAGAUGUUUUUGAAAAGAUAAUCACCAAAGAUGGAAAGGAAGAGCAGUUCUUGGCGUCAAAACUUUAUGAAAAUAUUAAGAAAAGCAAGGAUCUUGGUGUUCCAACAACUAUCAAAUUAUUGAAUGUUUGUAGAAAGAGUAAUAUCACUCAUGAGGAAAUUGAAAUUGCAACAUUGACAAUUGAAGAAAGUAAUUAUUGUGAAUAUCAAACACUUGAAAUCAUUCAAGGGCUCAUUGAGGUGAACGGAAAUGAUUUGGAAAGGAUCAGGAUUUCGAUUGCUUUUAGAUCAUGGUAUGAAGUUAAUGAGUAA
Molecule: messenger RNA, 1428 nt
Organism: Naegleria fowleri
Lineage: Eukaryota; Heterolobosea; Eutetramitea; Acrasida; Naegleriidae
Exons: 4
Coding region: 1-1428 (475 amino acids)
Source: RefSeq, a predicted model, not a curated record